UUUUAAUCUUACAGUUUCCCUCCUAAUAAAUCCUGAAAACAAACGAAACAAUGAACAGCUUUAUAGCUACCCGACACAAAACACUCACGCCCGCCACCACUCCAGCCAACAACUCACUGCCCAGUCCUUUCGUCGUCUGCGUAAUAGGGGCGAGCUCUGGCAUAGGCGAGCAUAUCGCUUAUUCAUUUGCACAAGCAGGAGCUUCCGGUAUUAUUCUAGCAUCCCGCAACAACUCUGAACUUACUCGCGUUGCUGAAAAGAUUCGUGUCAUAUCCCCCAAAACACGAGUCGAAAUAUUUUCUUGUGAUAUCACAUUGUCAAGCAACAUUUCGGACCUUGCACAUUAUAUCAAAGAAACUUUCGGUCGCCUCGAUGUCUGUAUUCCCAACUCUGGAUAUGCGGGUCCCGUGACUCUGAAAGUUACUGAAGGUGAUCCGUCAUGGUUCCAAGGAAAUUUCGAUAUAAAUAUGAUUGGGACCUACAAUUGUGCGCAUUAUUUGAUCCCUCUAUUGCUGGAGAGUGAUAAUGGAGCAAAGGGUUUCAUACAGGUUGGAUCAUUGGCUGCGACUUUAACAGGUGGCCCCAUUGCCAAUACAGGGUAUUGCGUGAGUAAAUUUGCACAAAGUAGGUUUUUAGAGAUGGUAGGUUCUCAGUUUGGGGAGGAAGGAUUGGUUGCUGUUACUGUCCAUCCGGGGGCUGUAGCAACGCCGAUGGCUGCUGGAAAUACACCUGAAGUUUUCCUACCUUAUCUUGUUGAUAGUGUGGAUCUUUGUGGUGGGUUUUGUGUAUGGUUGAGUAAGAACAUCAAAGAUUUGAAAUGGAUGAAUGGAAGAUUUCUGGAUGCUAGGUGGGAUAUUGAUGAGUUGCUUAAGAGAAAGCAGGAUGUCGUUGAGAAGGAUCUACUUAAGUGGACAUUAAGAACUUCAUGAGUGAGGAAAAUUCUUCUUGGAAGCGACUUACGUUCAAUACACAACAAUCAAGUAAAGUUUUUGAGAUGAAAACCUCUCAUACUUCUGAGACAUUGGGACAAAAACAUAGCAUGAGCGUUAAUUACAACAAAUAAUGGAACAAGAGAACUGUG
This is a messenger RNA of Botrytis deweyae, 1081 nucleotides long. RefSeq lists its product as uncharacterized. The coding region runs from base 51 to 929 and encodes 292 amino acids. Lineage: Eukaryota; Fungi; Ascomycota; Leotiomycetes; Helotiales; Sclerotiniaceae. The record is from RefSeq and is a predicted model, not a curated record. The transcript is spliced from 2 exons.